Molecule: messenger RNA, 2097 nt
Organism: Periophthalmus magnuspinnatus
Lineage: Eukaryota; Metazoa; Chordata; Actinopteri; Gobiiformes; Gobiidae
Gene: snai1a
Product: snail family zinc finger 1a
Exons: 3
Coding region: 195-968 (257 amino acids)
Biological process (GO): regulation of DNA-templated transcription
Molecular function (GO): DNA-binding transcription factor activity, RNA polymerase II-specific; RNA polymerase II cis-regulatory region sequence-specific DNA binding
Source: RefSeq, a predicted model, not a curated record
CAGAGGCCAGCAUUUAGUCAGUCUGCAUGGAAAGCACACACCCACUUGUCUGUUCGCGUCUUCUCCAACUCAGGGAUAACGGAGGAUAUUUUUCACAGGACCAAAAGGCCACGAUUUGUGCUCAUUUGUCUCGCACGCAGUUCAUGCGUCUUGGGAAUACUUUUACGCACAACUGUUAAACCCUGAAAAGGACGAUGCCUCGAUCAUUCCUGGUGAAAAAAUAUUUCGCUAAACAAAAGCCAAACUACAGUGAACUUGAAUGUCAGAAUGACACUUCACUGGACAGAUAUCCUGUUGCUGAGCUCUCAUCAGGAGACACUUCAGUUGCCACCUGCUUCAGUGGAGGUCUGGUGUGGGAUUUGAGUAUGCUGCCCACCUUGUACCUACCCACACAAACUGAAGCCUCCACCACAUCUGGGCCCCUGGACCUCAGCUCGCCCUCCAGCCUCAGUAGUGGUGCCAGCAGCAGCGGAGAGGAAGACGAGGGCCGCUCAUCAGACCCCCCCAGCCCGGAGCCUGUUCACACGUAUGCACCUCGGCAGCGGAUGAAGUGCACUGGUGUCAUGGCACACACCAGUCCCCCUGAGGAAGAGGAGGAGAGGGGGGCACCAGUGACAGCCAACAGGCCAGCCUUCCUCUGUAAGCACUGUCCCAAGGAGUAUACAAGUCUGGGCGCUCUCAAAAUGCAUAUCCGCUCUCACACACUUCCCUGUGUAUGCACCACCUGUGGGAAGGCCUUCUCCAGACCGUGGCUCCUCAGAGGACAUAUCCGGACACAUACAGGUGAGCGGCCCUUCUCCUGCCCCCACUGUAAUCGGGCCUUUGCAGACCGCUCAAACCUGCGCGCCCAUCUCCAGACUCACGCCGAAGUCAAGAAGUACCAGUGUGGAGUCUGCUCUCGUACAUUCAGCCGCAUGUCAUUGCUGCAAAAGCACAGCUCCUCUGGGUGCUGUUCUGCCAUGGCGUGAGACAUUGGACACACACUUCGAGCCUGGGCAUGUGUGGACACCAUGUAUACAGCUCUGUUGAAGUAAAGCAUGGACUGGCCUGCUAUUUGGGACUUGGAGGAAGUCGAGCCUUAUUAUUAUGGAUUUACAUUUCACAAGCCAUCCAGGCCUACACUAAACUGAGAAAGGCUGACAAUCACUAAUACACAUUUCUUUCUUGCUGUGCCCAUUCCAAAGAGCAAAUAUGUGUUGAACUCCAUGGGGCAAGAGCUGUGCUUUCCAGCCUCCAUCCCGAUGGCAAAUCAGGAUCAGGUCCCAGAGCCAGCUGUAGAGAGGUAGGGUGGCGUGGGUGGAACUAAUCUCUCAGCAUGUCUCCUACAACACACACACAAUAGCAUGAGCACACACAGCUGUCCCUGGUACGGUGCUGUAGAUAGACAAGGUGCUAACAGGUGCUUCAGCCCUGACCUUCGCUGGUUAAUAGCAGGUGACAUCCACUGCCCUUGGUUUGCCUAAGAGAGGAAAAAAAAAAGUCCUCUGCAGUGAAUGGCACCAUUAAAUCUUUUGUUUCUGCAAUGGGACCGUUUUAAGCCACUAUUUUGACUACAUCCAAAACCCCAGCUUUAAUCCGAUGGCUUUUGGAGAUAGAUGGGAAUAGCCGUUGUGCCUUUUGUUUUUAUUGUUCCAAAGAACGCGGGUGACAAACGCGUACCAUGCACUCAAGGUUACAUCAGUGUUAAUAAUAAUAUUACCAGCCAAAGCCAUAUUUUGUUAAAUCAUUUGUGCCUUGAAAAUGUCUAAAAAAUGUAUGCAUUUUUGAAACCAAAAUGUGCCUGUCUUUAUUUACCUCAGUCAUAAACUGUGGCUUUAAGAGACAAACAUUGAUUGCAGUAUUACUAGAUUUUUAUGCAAAGUAAAUGUAAUCAAAAAGGCUGGGACCAAAGAUGAUGUAAAGUUUACAAUAUGAAGCCAUGGUUUUUCUGAUAUUUAAUGAAAAACUACAAAUGAAUUUUAACUUUCCUAAACGUUUGUGUUUUAUAGUGCAAUUUUUCAAAUGUGUCCAUUUUUCUAUCAUGCUUGUGUGUUCACUUGUAUUUCUUGUAUGUAAUACAUUUUCAUUCAAUAAAGUAAUUUAUGUUUAUUAAAAUCU